AAGGAAGUUUAUUAAUAUCAGCAACGCCAGUGGAUUUCAAGUUUCAUUUCCUUCUGGCUCUCCUUCUACGUGGAAGAAGACAGAAGCAAGAGAGAGUAAUAACAAGUUCAUAAAAUGACGUCGUUUAUGACAUUCCCUACCAUUUCAACAAUUGCCUCCUCAUCUUCUUCUUAUUCUAGUAUCUGUACAGCUUCAUUUCUAGCCAGGCCCAACUACUCCCUAUCUACCUCAAAUAAUCGGCUCUGUAAAUUUGGAGUAAAAUGCAGCUAUGCAGAAGGAAAUGUGAAGAAUGAAUUUGAGUCUUCUACAAUUGAUGUUGUUGCUGAUGUGAAGACAGAACGGAUUGUAGUUCUAGGAGGCAGUGGUUUUGUUGGCUCUGCAAUUUGUAAGGCUGCUGUAUCCAAGGGUAUUGAGACUGUCAGCCUAAGCAGGUCUGGUCGCCCUAGUUACCCGGAUUCAUGGGUAGAUCAAGUUAAUUGGAUACCAGGAGAUGUUUUCUAUGCAAACUGGGAUGAUGUUCUUGUUGGGGCUACUGCUGUAAUUUCGACUCUUGGUGGUUUUGGCAGUGAAGAACAGAUGCUACGAAUUAAUGGCGAAGCUAAUGUUGUUGCAGUCAAUGCUGCAAAAGAUUACGGAAUUCCAAAGUUUAUCCUGAUCUCAGUGCAUGAUUACAAUCUACCGUCAAUAUUACUCUCAUCUGGAUAUUUCACUGGAAAGAGGAAAGCAGAAUCAGAAGUUUUAUCCAAGUAUCCGAACUCUGGUGUUGUGUUAAGGCCUGGUUUCAUAUAUGGAAAAAAGAAGGUCAGCGGCUUUGAAGUUCCACUGAACUUGGUUGGAAAACCUAUUGAGCAAAUUCUCAGUGCAGCCGAAAACUUCACCAAACCUUUAAGUGCUCUUCCGGCAUCAGACCUAUUAUUGGCACCGCCUGUUAGUGUGGAGGAUGUUGCGCUUGCAGUCAUAAAUGCAGUAACCGAUGAUGACUUCUUUGGCGUCUUUACCAUACAACAAAUCAAGGAAGCUGCCCAAAAUGUCAAAGUGUAAAGAAACCUUAGCCUAGGGAAAAAAAACUCUCCCUUCCCUAUAACUUCUCACAGAAACAAACAUUAGUUUUAUAGUAGUUUGGGUGGGUGAUUCUUGGCCUUUUGACCGAAAAAUCACCUCUUUAACCCUUCAUAUAUCUACAUAAUUUUCUAUAGUUCUAAAUAAAAGCUUCAACUGAGGCAUAUUGAAGAGUUUUGGCUUGAUCAAGCUCUUUUUCUUCUGUAUCAUCUCUGAACACCGCCACCAUCAUCCAUUACAACCACCGUAAUUUUUACCUAGUAUGUAAAGUGAAUGGCUCAAACUGAUUACACUUAAGAGAUAUGCAAUUAUUUUUAAUUUUUAAGUAUUAGUUUAGGCGUUUUAAUAAAAUAUAUAUUUUUGUCA
Molecule: messenger RNA, 1425 nt
Organism: Mercurialis annua (annual mercury)
Lineage: Eukaryota; Viridiplantae; Streptophyta; Magnoliopsida; Malpighiales; Euphorbiaceae
Exons: 7
Coding region: 115-1041 (308 amino acids)
Cellular component (GO): mitochondrion
Molecular function (GO): protein-containing complex binding
Source: RefSeq, a predicted model, not a curated record